UUUAAUACCAAACAAAAUAAAAAACUAAACAAUAUUUAUUUGGAGAAAGGAAAAACUGUGAAACUUAAUUGCAAACGUGCUCAAUAAUGGAAUGGGUACACACAAAACCAUUCUUAAAUGAAAAAUUACCGCUCCAGCAACGACAGACAUUGGGUUCAUUGAUAGAAGUGUUAAUCGAACCUCGCCGGUUCGAGCGCGAGCUUUUCUUCUCUUUGUUGCUUAUUUUAAUGAGGGAAAACGAUUUCCUUCAAAUAAAAGCUCUUAACGAAGGCGCUAUCGAUAUAUCCGAGUAUAUAUUAUCCACAAGAAAGAACACAGAUAUUUACGAAGCCACAUUCGUUUUGAACGGAUUCCAAGAUAUACCGAUAAAAAUUUUCGCCAAGCCUCUAUCCAACGCUUUUCUAUUGAAUUCUAUUAUACCAGACACAGGAAAUUCUUACGCAGUAUGCCUAGAACCGAGCCGCUUUUUGGGCAUUUCUGAACUUGGAAUACCAUGUUCUAUAAAAAACUUUUCGGUUCUUGAGCGAACGGUAAAAGAGAUUACGGACCCAAUCAAAAGUUGCAUACUAAACCAAUACACUACAAAACAGGGGACCUUAUUAAGCCUCCCUAAAGCCGUUAUUUUGGAGAUACUUUUAAAACUUCCCAUAAAAGACGUGUUGAACUUAUCUGAAUCGUGCAAAAUAAUGAAUUGUAUCGUAAAAGAGGAUAGAGUUUGGUCCCGUCUUUACAACAGGGAUUUUUCUGAAGCGCAUAAAUUCGAGGGAUGGAGCUGGUUGGACGAGUAUAGGGAAAUUUACGUAUCGGGACGGAAAAAGUCAAAUAAAGUCCAGGAUUUUCGGCUCUGGGAUGACGUGGAUUACAUCAGACGCGCGAACAUUGAUAAAUUGGAAAUUAUCUUGUGAUUGGAUUUCCUUGUCAGUGGUUGCAAAUAUGAAAUUAUGUUGUUUUAAUUAAAAUUUAAUUUGACGUAUU
Molecule: messenger RNA, 975 nt
Organism: Cydia strobilella
Lineage: Eukaryota; Metazoa; Arthropoda; Insecta; Lepidoptera; Tortricidae
Exons: 1
Coding region: 87-905 (272 amino acids)
Molecular function (GO): protein binding
Source: RefSeq, a predicted model, not a curated record